Prunus avium (sweet cherry) is the source of this 865-nucleotide messenger RNA. The record is from RefSeq and is a predicted model, not a curated record. NCBI's taxonomy places the organism in Eukaryota, Viridiplantae, Streptophyta, Magnoliopsida, Rosales, Rosaceae.
AAUUGUCCGUCUAUUGCUGAACUUUUUCCCACUAAUGCCACUCGUUGCGUUGCCUUUUAUCAUCAAAUAUCAUCAUCACGUUACCUCCUGACUCUCCUCUCUUCAUAUAUCACUCUUAUCUUCUCCUCAAAUCUCUGUAAAAACAAAAGAAAGACUCAAACUUCAAAAGCUUCUCAAUGGCGAAGUUGAUUGUGCUGUUUGCUCUGUGUGUGCUUCCGGCUCUGGCCAUCGCCACGCGUCCCAUGAGGACCCCAUUCACGGUGGAAGGAAGGGUCUACUGUGACACUUGCCGUGCUGGGUUUGAGACCUCAGCCACCACCUACAUUCCCGGUGCCACUGUUAGGCUAGAAUGCAGAGACAGGAAGACCAUGGAUAUCCGAUACACCAAAGAAGGGAGAACUGACUCAACAGGAACCUACAAGAUCCCCGUCACAGAGGACCAUGAGGACCAGUUUUGUGAUGCUGUUCUUGUUAGCAGCUCUCAGAAGGACUGUGCGGCAGCUUCCCCAGGGCGUGACCGUGCACGUGUUAUCCUCACCGGCUACAACGGCAUUGCAUCAUACAACCGUUUUGCCAAUGCAAUGGGGUUCAUGAAGAAUGAAGCCGUGUCUGGUUGUGCCCAGAUUCUCAAGCAAUUGCAGGAGUUCGACGAGUAGAUGUGGUUUGAGUUCCUAGAAUGUGUCUAGUUUUAAUACUUUGCUCGGCUUGCCCUGCCAAUGUUUGCUACUAUUUGUUUGUUUGUUUAUCUCAACAUCUAGAGAUUCUUGAUUUUAUUUGCUAAUACUAUCUUAAACUAUAUUACAUGGUCUGUUCUGUCCUGGAAAUGAUAGCUUCUGUUAAAUAAUAUUAUUAAUUAUUGAUUAAA